GUCAGACCUGUUCAGCUUGACUCUCAGUGGAAACCUUAAGCCCCGUGCUGGAUGAAUGGAGAGGAAAACAAUAGACUGCGCUGCUUUUGUGCCCUUUGACAACAGCAUUUGACAGAUUUAUUUUGCUGUAGAUAUAGGUCAGGAGAGGGAGAGAAACUUUAUAAGUGGAGUUAAUGUUUUUUGGAUGGAUUUCAAAGGUAAAGGAAAAUAAGAAGGAGGGAGGUUGGGGAAAGUGAGCGGAGUUUCGGGUAAUGAGAAGUCAGGUCCGUUGACAGACAUUGGCCUGAGUUGGCGUGUUGACCUGCUUGAGGUCCUGGUCAGAUUUCCCUGCUGUGGAGGGGAGCUGGGGGCGUGCCAGGACAUUCCGUGUGUCACUUUCUGUACAGCCAGCCCACUUCUCUCUUAUUUAGUAAUAUCCUUUCAGGAAAAAAAGAGUAAGAGGACUAGAAGGAAGUACUAUUACUCACUUGCUCCUUUUUCAUUCAGUUCCUUGUGACGGCUCAAGGAAGAAGAAGAAGGCUUGUGUGAGUCCUCUUUAGCCCUCACACUGUGUAGUUUUUGUAUUCAUUUUUUUUGAGGCAACUUUGGUUGUUUUUGUUUCAAAAUGGACUGUCUUAAAAUGCAGGAAGCAGCAGAGUACAACAUGAAAAUGCAUCCCAUGUGGCAGGGACCCCUCGCGGUACCAGGAGGCGAUCGUCAGUCUCCUAUCGACAUCGUUGUGCGGAAGAGCGUCUUUGAUUCGGAGCUGAAGCCUCUGGUCACUGAUUACGACCCACAGACCUGCCAACAGAUCUGGAACAACGGCUACUCCUUUCUGGUCGAGUAUGAUGACACUACAGACAAGUCCACGCUGAAAGGAGGCCCCCUGCAAGACAAGUUCAGGUUGUGCCAGUUCCACUUCCACUGGGGGGAGAGCAAUGCCUGGGGGUCAGAGCACACGGUGGACAGGAGGCUGUUCCCUGCUGAGCUCCACUUGGUCCACUGGAACUCUGACAAGUACAGUUUGUUCGAGGAGGCAGUGAUGGAGGAUAACGGACUGGCUGUUAUCGGAGUCUUUCUUAAGGUGGGAAAGAGACACGAGGGGCUGCAGAAACUGGUAGACGCUCUGCCUGCUAUCAGACACAAGGACAGUGUAGUGGAGUUCAACAGGUUCGACCCUGCCUGUCUGCUACCCACCAACACUGACAACUACUGGACCUACCACGGCUCUCUGACAACACCCCCUCUGACAGAGUCCGUCAGCUGGAUCAUUAUGAAGCAGCAUAUAGAAGUCAGCCAUGACCAGCUGGCGGUCUUCCGGAGCCUUCUUUUCACCUCAGCUGAGGAGGAGGUACAGAAGGGCAUGGUGAACAACUUCCGAGUGCAGCAAUCUCUCUGCGGGCGCACCGUCCGCUCUUCCUUCACUCCUUUCCUACAGGAGCCAGCGCCGUCGGCCGAAGGCGACAAGCACACCCACUGACGCCGCUGAACCCUGUACACACAGUAACACACACACACACCAUGACCACAGUUAUACACAGUGACCAUACCAAAAGUACCUUUAUUCUUCGGACGUUUUCCUAAGUCACAACAAAAUGUUUAUCAUCACAUUUAAAGCAAAAAACUAAUUUUUAAGUAAGUUUCCUCAGAGGAUCUUCAGUUAUACUUAUAGCUGUUUUUCUUUCAUGGGGUGAACAGAAUUAAUUUAUUUUUUAUUAUUACAAACCAUAACCCGUUUUACAUGGAGGAUGUAGGGAUACUUCUGUUUCUGGGUAGUUGAGAUUUUAAUUUUCUUUGGAGUGUUGCAGACCAAUAACCGACAUUGGGUGGUUGCUGUGUGGGGAAUAUGUAGUUUUACUAACAUUAUUAACUGGAAUUGUAUUUAUUGUACCUUUACAGUUCAUUCAGUUACUGUUCAUGGGGUUUAUACCUGUAGCUCAGUGCAGAGAACAGCUGAGCUGAGGUAAAAACUCAACAGCACCGUGUGCUGGCCACAGUCGGUACUACAGCAGUCUGCCUGUCUGAUGUUUUUAUCCAUAUAAGGAGGCAGCUUCUAGUUUACAACAGAAAGCCCAGGAGAUUUUAACAGACUAGAUAUACAUAUCUAUAUAUAUAUAUAUACAUACACACAAUACAUUAUAUAUCAUACAUCUAAUAUCAUCAAGGGCUUUUUUUAACCCCGGAUGGUGGGUUGUUGGGUUUAUCAAUGAUUUUGUCAUUUAAAAUGUGAUUAGAAUAUAUGUUUUCUUAAUCUGUUACAAAGAGAUUAUACUGUAUACAGUAUAUCUGACAUUCAGAGGAGUUUUAAAGGAACUCCAUGGAGCCUUGAGUCUUCUACUCAGAACUGUUAACAUGUUACUAAUACACACAAACAUGCCAGAUGACUGUAGCACAAACAUGCAUUUUAAGAAUAUUCUCAUUGAAA
This is a messenger RNA of Sebastes umbrosus (honeycomb rockfish), 2404 nucleotides long. RefSeq names its product carbonic anhydrase Va (gene ca5a). The transcript is spliced from 7 exons. NCBI's taxonomy places the organism in Eukaryota, Metazoa, Chordata, Actinopteri, Perciformes, Sebastidae. Bases 605 to 1459 code for a protein of 284 amino acids. The record is from RefSeq and is a predicted model, not a curated record. Gene Ontology annotation, cellular component: mitochondrion; cytoplasm. Gene Ontology annotation, molecular function: zinc ion binding; carbonate dehydratase activity.